GAAUGAACCAGGUUUUUUAGUGUGUAAGCAAAUUUGACAAAGUUACACAAUUGUUUAGUAUGCUGUUUUUGUUGUAAUCCAUUGUCGAGACUCGACAUCUAUGUAUUCCACUUUGUUUCCAUCUAAAAAUAUGUCACAAAUGCGUUAAUUGUCCUGGAGGGAGAGAGGGGGAAGAGGUUUUCAGGGGAGAGCGCAAUGAGGAAAAGAGAUCUGGGCAUCCUCAUGCUGGCGGCAAUCGCCAUAUUUUUCUGUCUGCAGAACGAAGGGGACUUUUCAUUCAGAGAAGCAUGGUUUCAUCUGACUGAGGAAUAUCCAUUCAAGAAUGAGGCUGAGCGCCUCCCUCCGCCGCUGAUAAGCGAUCUUAAUGGUGACGGUCGCAGUGAAAUUCUGGUUGCUACUCAUGAUGCAAAAAUACAGGUCUUAGAGCCUCGUGUUGGGAGUGCUGAUGAGGGAUUUAGUGAAGCACGUUUGAUAGCAGAGGUAUCUUUGCUACCAGAAAGAGUUCGUAUUGCAGCUGGAAGACGGCCUGUAGCUAUGUCAACUGGAUUUAUUGAUAGUGUUUAUAAGCAAGGAGAAAGAAGAAAACAGAUAUUGGUUGUAGUCACAGCAGGCUGGUCAGUUAUGUGCUUUGACCACAAUCUGAAAAAAUUAUGGGAGGCUAACAUUCAGGAGGAUUUCCCACAUGGUGCUCACCACAGAGAAGUAGCAAUUUCUAUAAGCAACUAUACAUUAAAACAUGGAGAUGUUGGUCUAGUAAUUGUGGGUGGAAGGAUGGAAUUGCAACCACAUCUUUUCUUAGAUCCAUUUGAAGAAGCAAUUAUAGCUGAAAAGAAUGCAGAACGUCAUCAGAGAAGUGUAGAGGAGAAAGAGGGUGUUGAGGCUGGGAAUACUAAAUUAGGUGGACAAGAUCUUCGGCACUUUUCCUAUUACGCUUUUGCCGGUAGAUCUGGUAUACAAAGAUGGAAACAUAGGAGUGAGGAUAUAGAACAUCAUUUAUCUGAUUCAUCGGAGUUGAUUCCGCAGUACAACUACAAGCUUGAUGCUCAAGCAUUGAAUAGUAGGCGUCCUGGAGAGAUGGAAUGCAAGGAGUUCCGUGAGUCCAUUCUAGGAGUUAUGCCACACCAUUGGGAAAGAAGAGAAGAUAGUAAAUUUGAACUCGCACAUUUCAGAAAACACAAAAGAAAGUCAUUGAAGAAGAUGCCUGGAAAGCAAUCAUCUUCACUUAACAUGCCAGAUGACAAACAUGUUUUUGGGAAGGAUACAAAGUCAAACAAUAAAAUUGUUGGUGCCAUUGGCAAAGCUGCAGAGUAUGCUGCUUCAUCUAAGAAAAGAAAGAGGAACCUCUAUUUUCCCAUGAUAACAAAUCAUACUCAACUCUGGUGGAUUCCUAAUGUUCUUGUGGCUCAUCAAAAGGAGGGAAUUGAGGCUAUUCAUCUAGCUUCUGGGCGUACAAUCUGUAAGCUUCAUCUCCAAGAAGGGGGCUUACAUGCUGACAUAAAUGGAGAUGGAGUUUUAGAUCAUGUGCAGGCUGUAGGAGGAGGUGGGGCUGAACAGACUGUGUCAACAGGAACAAUGGAAAUAUUGAGGCCUUGCUGGGCUGUUGCCACUUCUGGAGUUCCAGUGCGAGAGCAACUUUUCAAUGCCUCUAUUUGCAGGUAUUCUCCAUUUGGUGUUUUCCACCAAGGGGAUUUCAGCUCACAAUCAUUUGGUCACACUGCUAAUGCUGCACCUAUAGAGGUGGCGACCCCUAUACUAAUUCCCAGGAGUGAUGGGCACAAGCAUCAGAAAGGAAGCCAUGGUGAUGUAAUAUUCUUGACAAGCCGAGGCGAAGUUACCUCUUAUUCUGCAGGUAUUCAUGGCCAAGGCGCAAUCAGGAGAUGGCAAUUACUAACAGGUUCAUCAUGGUCAAACUUGCCCUCGCCUGCAGGCAUGGUCGAGGAAAAGGUUGUUCCCACUUUGAAAGCUUUGCCAUUACAUAUUCCUGGGUCCCAAGAAGUUGUUUUAGUCGCAGGUGAACAAGAGGCUACUAUCAUCUCGCCCGGUGGUAGUUUGCUUGCAUCUAUUUUGUUGCCCUCUCCGCCUAUUCUUCCAUUAUUAGACAGUGACUUCUCAAAUGAUGGCUUGACUGACCUUGUUCUUGUAACUUCAAAUGGAAUCUAUGGAUUUGUGCAAACUCGACAGCCUGGAGCCCUUUUCUUCAGUUCCUUGGUUGGAUGUUUAAUCAUUGUCAUGGCUGUCAUACUUGUUUCUCAACACUUUAACUCUACGAAAUCAAAACCGAGGGCAUUUGAGAGAAAGAGCGUUGACACAAGGUAGCAUAAAUAUCAUCAGCAUUAUGCCAGAUCAAACAGAAUUCUUUUAUUUACUUUUUUGUGACUGGAAGAGGUGAUUAAACACUCUUCACAAUAAUCACGAGUCACAUUUAGCAUAUUAUGUAGCAUCUUAUCACCCAAAAGGGCUUUGCAUAAAUUUUAGUUGUCAGUCUUCUCAGUUGAAAAGUUCCUCGAGUUUUAAAAUUUCUAUUCAUGAUUGCAUCUGAAGAACUUAUUUUUACUAGACUGCAAACAGGUGACGGAGUACAGAAUACAUCAUUUCGAGGUUGAAAAAGUGACUGAAAAAUUGAUCUCGGUCAUUGAUCCCAGCAGAUCAAGUUAACUUUUCAUUAAUAUCAAAUUUAAGGACGCGGAUUUUAUCGA
This is a messenger RNA of Cryptomeria japonica (Japanese cedar), 2696 nucleotides long. RefSeq lists its product as uncharacterized. The record is from RefSeq and is a predicted model, not a curated record. Lineage: Eukaryota; Viridiplantae; Streptophyta; Pinopsida; Cupressales; Cupressaceae. The transcript is spliced from 13 exons. The coding region runs from base 196 to 2316 and encodes 706 amino acids.